AUGACAAUGGACAUUGCUGCGAUCUCCAAAGCCGCAGGCGAAGCUGCCACCACUGCUGCUACGGUCGCACUCUCUGCCGGUGCUGGCGUCGCCGCCGCCGCCGCAGCAGGGGCAGCGGCCUCAGGCGCAGUCAUGGCCGCCUCCACCUCUGCCCUUGCCACCAGAGCCCUCUACUUCUCCGACCGCCGUUCCGCUCCCUCCCCCUCCGGCGCCCCCUCCAAGCGCCACAAAGGCGCUGUGUUCAACUCGUACGCGGUGCAGAGACGUAUCGCGGAUAGGGAGAAAAAUAAGAAGAAUAAUGAAGAGGGGAAGGACGAGAAGAAGGGAGAGUUCCCUGUUAAAGAAGAGAGCUUCUAUGAAUAG
Molecule: messenger RNA, 363 nt
Organism: Aspergillus melleus
Lineage: Eukaryota; Fungi; Ascomycota; Eurotiomycetes; Eurotiales; Aspergillaceae
Exons: 5
Coding region: 1-363 (120 amino acids)
Source: RefSeq, a predicted model, not a curated record